AUGGCCGGUCCAAAGUACCAGAACGUCCCCCAGCGGGACUCCCUCGACGAGGCAGCGCCCUCGUACUCGCAGGCGCCACCAAGCUACCAGGCGCAAGCAAACGACCCCCAGGCGGCGCUGCUCUCAGGCGUCCCAAGAGGUGAAGACGACAACAUACCAGAUGACUUCAAGUUUGGGGGCGUCGUAGCGGAGGCGACCCUGGACAUCCGCAUGGCCUUCAUCAGGAAGGUUACUGUUCAACUCCUCGCCACUGCUGCCGUCAGCUACGUCUCGAUGGUCUCGGUCUCAUACAAGCACUGGAUCCAGACGAACCCGUGGAUGAUGUGGGUGUCGCUCCUCGGCGCAUUCGCAUUCCUGGGCUUGACGUUCUGGAAGCGCAAGUCAUACCCAACAAACUUGGUGUUCCUUGCUGGCUUCACUGCCAUGGAAGCAUACUCUGUCUCUGUCAUCGUGUCCUUCACAGACUCCAAGAUUGUGGUUGAAGCCGCCCUCUUCACGUUGGGCAUCUUCAUCGCACUUACCCUGUUCGCCUGCCAGUCCAAGUAUGACUUCACGAGCUGGAUGCCAUAUCUGUUUGGUGCGCUGUGGGUUGCGAUCUUGUUCGGCUUCAUGUCUGCGUUCUUCCCGUACAACAGCAAGGUUGAGCUUGGCUACGGCAUCAUCACGGCACUCAUCUUCUCGGGAUACAUAUUGGUCGACACGCAGCUGAUCAUGCGCCACUACCACGUCGAGGAAGAGAUUGCGGCUGCGAUCUCACUCUACCUUGAUGUCAUCAACCUGUUCCUCUCCAUCCUGAGGAUCUUGAACUCGCAGAACAACAACUAGAAGCGGAACGGGAAAGUUUGGAUACUGGAAUUGGCUGUAAAUUAAAAGACGUUCUUACCUUGUAGUUGUAUGAAUACGCGUUUUGCUUUUAGA
Messenger RNA from Parastagonospora nodorum SN15, 918 nucleotides. RefSeq lists its product as hypothetical. Gene Ontology annotation, cellular component: membrane. Bases 1 to 825 code for a protein of 274 amino acids. The transcript has 2 exons. Lineage: Eukaryota; Fungi; Ascomycota; Dothideomycetes; Pleosporales; Phaeosphaeriaceae. The record is from RefSeq and is a predicted model, not a curated record.